Molecule: messenger RNA, 1083 nt
Organism: Maniola jurtina (meadow brown)
Lineage: Eukaryota; Metazoa; Arthropoda; Insecta; Lepidoptera; Nymphalidae
Exons: 1
Coding region: 106-1077 (323 amino acids)
Source: RefSeq, a predicted model, not a curated record
AUAUUUUUAUAUUUGACAGUCGUCGACUAACGGUCGCACGUAACACACGCACGUUAAGCGAUCACAUACAUAAUUCCAAUAGUACCUACUUAGUACCCACCUGCAAUGCAGUCUAAGUGUGAUGUGUGUAAAAGAACGAUUACAAAAUCACUACCGGGAUUAGAAUGCAGUAAGUGUGACAGAGUUGUGCAUCUUAACACCAGAUGCAGUGGUCUGACUGGUAAGCAAAUCGCCGCCCUCAAAGCGGCCACCAGCUUAGAGUGGACUUGCCUUGAAUGCCAGCGGGAGUCACCAAGACGCAAUUCAUCAAUCAUUAUGCCGGAAGAAGACGACGAAGACGACAACACACCUGUCCAAAUUGACGCAAAGAAGCUGUUGAGCAACAUCUCCAAGGAAGUUGAAAAGGCGAUUAAAAGCGAAAUGCGUGAACUUAAUGAGGCAUUGCAGUUUCAUAGUGGAAAGCUAGACGAAGUCGUGGAGUGUAUGGACGCAUUUAAACAAACCAUUAAAGUACUCGAAAGGAAAAAUGUGGAGCUAACCAAUAAAAAUAAUAACCUAGAAACUCGUGUUGGAGCCCUCGAGCAAAGGUUACAAGAAAUCGAGCAAGAAAAGCUUACAAAUUCAGUGGAGAUUGCAAAUGUACCAUACCAGAGCAUAGAAGCGGACAGUAAAAUAUUGGAAAAGGUGGCCCUGAAACUCCAACUACCCACUGGAGGUAUAAAAAGCUCACGAAGACUCCAAGGGAAGAAAGAACAACCGCCGAACAUUAGAGUGGAAUUACAAGACGAAUGUACUCAAGAACAAUGGAUUACGGCUGCUAAAAGCAUCAAAACUAUGGUAGUGGACCUUUGCCCCUCCGAGAAAAAUAAUAAGGAUAUAGUUUACAUUAGUGAAGCAAUGACGAAAACCAACAAGACUUUACUGUGGAAGGCUAAGCAAGAACUAAAGAUUAACCAGAAAUUCAAGUACGUAUGGUUUAAAAAAGGAUUCGUAAAGGCACGCAAAGACGACGGUUCAAAAACCUAUAUUUUACGAACAAUGGCGGAUGUAAACGCCCUCAUAAAGAACAAAUCAUAGGCAUUA